Brugia malayi is the source of this 1686-nucleotide messenger RNA. RefSeq lists its product as uncharacterized. The record is from RefSeq and is a predicted model, not a curated record. NCBI's taxonomy places the organism in Eukaryota, Metazoa, Nematoda, Chromadorea, Rhabditida, Onchocercidae. Bases 1 to 1686 code for a protein of 561 amino acids. The transcript has 9 exons.
AUGGUUCGAACAUACACCUGGAAUCCUUCAACUCAGUCAAAUUUAACAAUAAUUGGUAAUAUUAAUAGUGAAGACGACAAGACAAUAACAAAUUCGCUGCCAGAUACAUCUGUAAAUUUAUGUUCUACUCACUGCUUGUCAGAGAAAGCCAUCUAUAGACCAAAUUAUAAAAAUGGCCAGGCAAUAAAUAUAUCUACUUCUGUUCUCAAAGAUACUGCACAAAAUGAUACAGCAAGUAAUUCUGCAAAAGUUUUGCCCGGUUGCAAUAAUCAUAUUGAAUGCCCGCAACAUAUGUUACAAUCUGAAACAGCGUCUUUAUGGCAACCUUACCAUCAUCAGUCAUUCCCAGUCUAUUACCCUAUUCCGCUUGAUUUUCCAACCAACCUUUACCACUGGAGACCUCAUCUGUUUUCAUCUCAAAUAACAACACCAGUUAUGUUUGAGCAAACAACGAACUUUAGGCCUGAUCUAUGGCAGCUCAGGCCUAUCCAAAUUGGUUGUAAGGUUUAUUAUGAACCAGUGACCAGUAGUUCCACACUUUAUAGUAGCUCAACAUCAAUUAUACCCCAUUUCGUUACAACCGCAAAUUUGGUAACCAUUCCAAACAAUGCCCAACUUCAAAAUGUUAACCUAUCUCACUUACCAAGUGUCGCUAUCUCUUCAUUGUCUACUGAUAAUAUUAAUGAACAAAAUAAAUUAUUGCGUUCAGAAGCAUGUGGCAUUAAUCACUCCAUGACCUGCGGUAACAACGGCUCAAUAAAUUCGUCAUCGGCUCUUAAUGCUCCUCAACCAAAAAGUGAGAUUCGUGGAACUCCUUCUUGGCAUACACCAGUCUUGAUAACAAGAGAAGGUUUUAUGUUUGAUAGGAAGACCAACGAAAGUCCAACUGUUUCCACUUUCCAAAAUCCGCAGUGCGAAACUUCUAAUCAGCAGCUACAUGAGCAUUCUUUAUCACACAAGAUAACACCCUCAGUACAACACCAAUGUUACCAAAAAUUGAUCACUAUUGAUUCAACGGAGCAAUAUAAACGUGACCUGCAAUUACAAAUUGAGCAGAAUCGACGUCGUAAAGAGGAAGAACAGCAACGUGAACUGGAAAUAGAAAGAAAAGAAAUGAUAAAAUUCGAGGAGUACAGACGAAAAGCACAACAAGAGGUUGAGGAAGAAGAACGUAAGGAAAAAGAAAAAAUAUUGGAAGCUCAACGUAGAGCAGCUCGCAUGCGAGCGUUACACGAAGAAAUAGCAUUGAAGGACCGUCAUGAAGCGAAAAAUCGUAUGAGACGUAAUGUUCCUUGCAGUGUCGAAGGUACAAAAACUUUGGAAGAAAGAGCAUCUUCAAGAGAUGAAUCAAAUGACCUGGAAUGGUGGGAGAAGAAAAAGGAACAUGUGAAUGAUAAUGCAAAAAGAUCAGUUCAUUCACCGGUUAUUCCAGCUCUUCGGAAGAAGAAUGAAACUUUUGCUGAUUUUUCACGAAGUACACCUCUUGAAAUAUCUACGAAUAAUACAAAUGUACCUAGCUGCGUUCCAUUAGAUCGAUCUAAUAAAUUGCAUUCAAGAUUACGUCGGCGCUGUUAUCAUUCAUCCCUGACUCUGGGAUGGGACAGCAGCUCGGAUUCAAUACGUCUUCGUCAAAAAAGUCCUCACAUUCGCCAACAAAAUGAAUCAUCGUCGAUCAGUUUACAGUAA